GCUGGGGUUACAAGGACCUUCGAAGCUUUGGAAGAAAGGGAGCCUGAAAAAGAAAAAGAAAGCGUGGAGUAAAAGGAAGGAGGAGGGAAAAAGAAGGCGGCUUUGCCCGAAGAAGCUGUUGGAGAGCUGGAAAUGUCCUGUCCCUGUUGCAGUCUGCUGAGGUACCUGUUCCUGGCCCUGCUUUUGCACGGGCUGGGAGAAGGUUCUGCACUUCUUCAUCCAGACAGUAGGUCUCAUCCUCGAUCUUUAGAGAAGAGUGCAUGGCGGACCUUCAAGGAGUCACAGUGCCAUCAUAUGUUGAAGCAUCUUCACAAUGGAGCCCGAAUCACUUUACAAAUGCCUCCUACUAUUGAAGGACAUUGGGUUUCCACUGGAUGUGAAGUUAGGUCAGGCCCAGAAUUCAUCACAAGAUCCUACAGAUUUUACCAUAAUAAUACAUUCAAAGCGUACCAGUUUUACUAUGGAGGUAACCGCUGCACAAACCCGACCUAUACCUUAGUUAUCCGUGGUAAAGUACGCCUUCGCCAAGCAUCCUGGAUUAUUCGAGGAGGGACUGAAGCAGAUUAUCAGUUACAUAACAUACAGAUCAUCUGUCAUAGUGAGGCAGUGGCUGAAAGAUUAAGUCAGCUGGUGAACCAUACAUGCCCUGGAUUUGUACCGGAAGAUAAACCCUGGGAGCAGAAUGUGAGCUAUGAUUUAUGGAGAGAAGAGAAUGGCUAUGAAUGUACCAGAGCACUGAAUUUUGCUAUGCAUGAACUACAGCUUAUCCGUGUAGAGAAACAAUACCUUCACCAUAAUUUAGAUCACUUGGUAGAAGAGCUGUUUCUUGGAGACAUCCACACUGAUCCAGCUCAGAGGAUGUAUUAUCGACCAUCUAGUUACCAACCCCCUCUGCAAAAUGCCAAGAACCAUGACCAUUCAUGUAUAGCAUGCAGGAUCAUCUAUCGGUCAGAUGAACAUCACCCUCCAAUCUUGCCUCCAAAGGGUGAUUUGACUAUUGGACUGCAUGGCGAAUGGGUGAGCCAGCGCUGUGAAGUUCGUCCAGAAGUGCUUUUUCUCACCAGGCAUUUCAUUUUCCAUGAUAACAACAAUACCUGGGAAGGUCACUACUACCAUUAUUCUGACCCAAUCUGCAAGCACCCCACUUUCACUAUCUAUGCCAAGGGCCGUUACAGCAGGGGAGUACAUUCCUCAAGAGUGAUGGGUGGAACAGAAUUUGUGUUUAAAGUGAAUCACAUGAAGGUAACUCCCAUGGAUGUAGCCACAGCCUCUCUACUGAAUGUCUUCAAUGGAAAUGAGUGUGGAGCUGAAGGAUCGUGGCAAGUUGGGGUGCAGCAAGAUGUAACACACACCAAUGGCUGCAUUGCUUUGGGGAUCCGUCUGCCUCACACAGAGUAUGAGAUCUUCAAAAUGGAACAAGAUGCCAAAGGGAGAUACUUGCUGUAUAAUGGUCAGAGACCAAGUGAUGGAUCCAGCCCAGACAGACCAGAAAAGAGAGCCACUUCCUACCAGAUGCCAUUAAUUCAAUGUACUUCAUCAGUCCCAGUAGCAGAUGGAAUACCAAAUGAAAAUAAAUUAGGAUGGUACAGUAGUAGGGCAGCACAAUGGAAUUUCUGUACAUUUGUUUUGACCCUCAUGUUAGCUUUUUGUACUUUGCCACAUGCGAACAUUCAGAGCUAGAAGUGCAUUUUGAAAUGACUCUUAACCAGAGCAGUGCAGAACUUGGAAUACAUGGGAAUGGAGAAGGGGAAGGGCGUAUUUUUCAGACAGCCCUUUUCUUGAUGCACUUGAAUGCCUGAGGACUGUUACUCAUUCCGCUCCACCCUAUUUGAAUUAUAAACAGCUCUCAUUUGUUUCUGCUUUGAACUUCAUCCAGUCUGAUCCACAGCCUGAUGUGACUGCACAACAGUAAUUGCACUUUAAAAAUGCAGUUUCUUUUUAGAAACCAUUCUGGGAUGAACUGUAAUAAUUUUAUGCAACCUUUCCUCUGUCAACUGUGCUAUUGCAGUCUUUGCUACCUACCAAUUCAGUUUCCUUUCUACAUUUAAUUACCAGGAAUUAUGCUUUUAUCCUAUUGUGUCAAUAUUGGUGAACCGAAUCAUUGUUAAGCUACAGUGUAUAUAUGUAUAUAUGAAAAACCCAGCCAAGGAUGUAUCUAAAUACACUUUUAUAGAUUUUACACAAAUUAUUAAAUGUUCUUUAGAGACAAGAAUUUUGAAUUGAAAAUAUCUCAAAUCUAAAAUGGUAAUUUAAAUCAUUUUAUAUAAAGAUGUUGAACUUUUUGAAUUAAAAAUGUAGAGUGAUUUGUGGCACCAACGUUCUGAUAUUGUUGCUAAAGGCAUGAUAAAUUCACCAAUUUUCUGGUGACUACCAACUGGUUAUGAUCAAACUUUUAAAAGCAAGACAAAAGUGGGGAAAUGAUAAUCUCAAAUGGAAAGACAAGUGUAAAUUGCCUUCCUCUACGUUUUCAGAAAAAGGCUAUGUGGAUAGAAUGCCUGCCAUAUGCAGUACUGUAUGCUUAUCUUGAAUCAUGUUUUACUAGAUGGGACAAUUUAGUGAGGCAGUCAGGGCUACAUCUAUACCUAUAAAUGUCUAUUUUUACAAGAUAAUGUUUUUGUUAAGCAUUCACAGUAAGUUCUGGUUAAGAAUUGAAAUUUAUAAGCAGUAGGAUGUGCAGCAAAUUGCAAAACAUUUUUUGUUUCAGCAAAUUUGAGAAACUCUUGAUUAAGUAAGAUUGCUUUCUCAUCUACAAAUGGGGCAGAGUGGUACAUGGACUAUUUUACAUGAAAUCUGUAGUAGCCCGUUAACAUAAUGCCUCAGUGACAAGGCUUGGAUAUGUAAAAUCAAACAAUACAUUCCCCACAUUGUUUUAAAACCAAUCACUUGAAAGCCAACUUACUGCUUUUCUUUCAUGCACAUGCAUUUACAUAAAUGCACAGGUGCAUUUGUCUAUACAUAGGUUACUGACAUGUACCAAUGGGGCAAGUUCAGUUUCAGGAAUGGAAAGUAACAGAGUAUGGCCUGAGGAUAUGCCAAGCUGCUAUUCUGAAGAGUAUCACAGGAAGUGUUUUCUUUAAAAUUACUGCACAAUGAUGACAGACAUCAGCAUACAGUGUUUAUACCACCAGGUAAGAAUCCUCCUUGAUGAUCUUCAUUGCCUAUUUCAAGAACGACAGACAAUGUGAUCUGAGCAUCUUGUUUUGCCAUUUGCCAGUAUAUACUAACAUUACAUUGUUUUUUGAAAAAAGUGAGAAUGAAGGAACUCUUGCAGGACUAUACUACCAUUUAGAAACUAGAGCUCUGGAGAUCAGAGCUAGUUGCAAGGCAAACUUGUAAUCAUAAUAUAAUUUUCUAUGCGAAGAUGAAUUAGAAUAAUUUGAUUUUACAGCUCAACAUAAUAUUGGAAAUCCAAGGCAAGAGUCAUAACUGUAGCAGCUAUGUAACAUGUAUGAUUUUGAAAUAUUCAUUCAAAGGCUAAGAUGAAGCAUAAUUCAAAGACAUUUUUAUAUCAGAAAGCAGUUGAUGUGUUACAUUCACAUUGCAUAAGGCUCAAAGACCAAGAAAUUAAAAUUAACUGAAGGAGUUCCCAAAAAUUAAGAGAAAAGCUCCUUAAUAGGUUUGUGCUUAUUGUAUGAAACUUCAUCAUCAGUUAACAGAAAGAAGUCAAUGACGUGAGAGUUUGUUUAUACUGAAGUAAUCAAAUCUAAUGGAGGCAAAGAUCUAUGGUUUCAAUUAAAACAUCCCGACAUAUAAUAAAAAUAAUAAUGUGCUGUCAAUUCUGACUUAUGGCCACCAUUUCCAGGGCCUUCUUAGUACAGAAUACUCAGAAUUGGUUUGCCAUUCCCUUUCUCCGGGGACAGACUCAGACUGCAGCUGGACCAAAGCCACAUAGGCUGGCUCUUCUCCAUGGAGGCAGUGUGGAAUCAAAUUUCCAGCCUCUGGCUUCAUAACCAGAUACCUAAAUCACUGAGCUAUCCAGCCAAUCUCCAGAUACCCAAAUUUGCAACAACUAAAAUGAAAAUCCUUUGGACUACAGAUUCUGUGACUAGCUUGCUACAUUUGGAUGAAUCCUCACUCCCCAACUGCUACCAUGCUAUAAAGCAGACCUGGGCAAAGGGCAGCCCGA
Messenger RNA from Pogona vitticeps (central bearded dragon), 4126 nucleotides. It is a transcript of the gene APCDD1, whose product is annotated as APC down-regulated 1. Gene Ontology annotation, biological process: negative regulation of Wnt signaling pathway. The record is from RefSeq and is a predicted model, not a curated record. Gene Ontology annotation, molecular function: Wnt-protein binding. Lineage: Eukaryota; Metazoa; Chordata; Lepidosauria; Squamata; Agamidae. Gene Ontology annotation, cellular component: plasma membrane.